UCGCGUGGUGCAGUAUAGCAUUACAGGAGGAAGAAUGCCCGGCGCUGCCGGUCCUAUUGUUGUCCUGCGGCAGACGUCAUGCCUAUGGCAUCCCACUACACGAGACCGACGCUGGGACUUCCCCUGGUCGAUCAAUGCUUUUGUGCAUGCGCAUUAGGGUCACAUUCCUAACCUCAGAAGUAGGGAUGGGAGUUGUGUUCGCGUUCCUAACAUCGAUAAGUUGAAACAAAUCGAGUUAGAACAGCGAGGCGAGGAUGCAGUGGCAGCUCCUGCUGGUUUGCGCCACGUGGACCACACAGGUCUGUGUGGUAGACGCCCAGGCUGACUGCCACCCAUUGUGUCUGUCCUGCUCUGGUCCCGAGUUAAACCAGUGCUUGGAGUGUCGGCAGUACAGUUAUAACAAUACCUGUGUUCAGCAGUGUCCGCCGUUAACGUACACUGUAAGCAUAAACCUACCUAACGGUACUGUCACCUUCAAUGAUACGUUUGCUGCUAUCAAGAAUGUAUCAUCUUAUCCCGACAAUGCUACCAUUACUAGUAAUGAUACCCUGCAGAACACCACCACUCCGACAGAGGUCGUCCCGAAAGACCCCACUGCCAGUAACAGAUCUAGAGGUAAUUGUGUGGACUGCCACCCUGAAUGCCAGGAUGGUUGCUAUGGCAACACUUCUCGUGACUGUUACCGAUGUAAACACGUGAACUUCAACGGGACUUGUCUGUCCUGUUGCCCGGAUGGAAGCUACCGGGAUCCCCGGGACUCCUGCAGAAGGUGCCACGAAGAAUGCGAGAGGGACUGCACGGGACCAGGACCGACGCACUGUCACCGGUGCAAACACGUUCAGUACGGCGACAGGUGUCUCCACACAUGUCCGGGUAACACUUACCAGCGGACAGGCACCCCUUCUAUUUGUCGGCCUUGUCACACAACAUGUGAGGAUGGCUGUGUUGGACCGGGGCCCCAGAAUUGUGCCCCUUUGCCUCAAAACGAAAGAGCUAGUCAGCUUUCAGUGGUGUUACCGCUGGUCAUCACAGGUGUUGUUGUGGUCGCACUACUUGGGAGCUGUUUGGUGGGCCUGGUUUCUUGGAAACGACGGUUGAGAUCCCGAAAGCCACAUUCGUCUCCUACACGAAACCUCGCCUGCUACGAACCCGGCAGCGUCAGCACCAUCGCCAUCCCGCUAGGUCCAGAGGAGUCGCCUAUGAGUGAUCUGUACCGAAAUGUCUGCAUUGACAACGCUACUUUCGCCAACGACAGCGACGAUGACGUGGACGUGUCGCCGACCCCUAGCCUUGUGUUGGGCGGAGGUCGUUCAGACGACAACAGCUCUUCUAUUUCUGGUCGCGCCGAUACCGUGAGUGAAGGGGCGGUCUCUAAUGAAUCCCGAUCGACAGACAGUACUGUCGUACGUGUGCCGAUCCCAGCCUCAGAACGGCAGACACGUGACAUACAGACAAACUUUGAACAGGCCGCCUCGUCUAGAUGGUCGCCGGACCAGAGCUCCUCACAGCAGGCCCUGGACAAGAUGUCGUCGGGAUGGCGUUUCAGUUACCUGACGGACGACAGCGGGAUAGUGAGUGACGGCUCACGGUCUUCCACGAUGGACAACCAAAGUCGAUGGAGCGUCACUACGAGUGGCACGGUUGGAUCUGGAGACUCCAGAGUAUGUCUCCAGGAUACAGCUGAUACAGCUGUGAACAGAAAACUGUCACAAGACGCGCGUGAGAAAGACGUCCGCCGUACAUCUGAAUCCCUUCAGGGGGCUCCGGCAGAUAAACAAAGUACUGAAGUAGAGAGCAAAAGCUUAGGUGAACAACCCGCCAAUAGAGAAGACAUCACCUUGACGCACCUGCUGUCUAAAUUCCGUGAUAUCGUCUCUGAUCCUCAGGCCACUGAACCGGGGGCAGUCAACUUCUCGACCCCGCGAUUUGUGGCGGGAAUGUUCGACAAACAAGGCGGGCAUCUGACGUUAGAAAAUCUCGGGAUUGACCUGUACGUACCCCCAGACGCUGUCGAGCAUGACGGUACCGAGAUAUUCAUGUACGCUCGGGGAGCAGAGGAGCCUGCGAUGGAAACGGAAGGAAACAGAUGGACCCCUCCUGUCAUUCAAUGCGGUUCUCAUGGGCUGAAAUUCAAAAGACACGUAAUUUUGACCGUGAAGCACCCCGCCGAGGACUUGACCAAAUGGGCGUUCAAGUUCCAGGCCAGUAAUACUGAUGUUGGGGAGACCCCGGAUUGGAAGGACCUUACACAAGACCAGUCGGCCCUGUGUUUUGCAUAUGGAGACAAGACAGUCAUCUUUGUAGACCACUUCACUCUGUACAACGUGAGUGGGGAGCUUGUAGGUGCAGAGGGCGAAGAUUUGGGACAGAAAACCGAAUGGAAGCGAUUCAGAGUGGGAGUCUUCGCCGAGCCCCUGUUCCUAGACACUGAAAUCUUCCAACUCAGGGUCCGCUGUUGGCAGGACAACGAUUACGAACAGCAGCGGUCGCGAGAGAAGGAGCAGUAUCUAGGAGCGGUGCAGCUUGGUGACGACAAAGUGCUCCACCUAGCGGGAGAUGGUGGAAACCUGUCCGUGGUGCUGGAGCGCCUUCGUCCCGGAUGGUUGGCUUUCAAUGGGGACAGACAGACUAUCCCCUUCCCCAGUCUGUGGAAUGAGCACGCCGAGAUGCCGUCCUGCACGUUUGACAUCGAGAGGCAGCUGUCGGGACUCGUUCCCAAGACCAUCGUGUGCAAAGUGACGGCCUUACAAGUCUCGAACCCGGAUAAGUCCGUCAGUAUCGACGUUCUCAAACAACUGUGUCCCCGGCAGGGUAUUCAAUCUGUCCAGGCCUCUGGCCGUCCCUUGGUCGCGUCUCUCGACUCCGAGUCUACUUUCCUUCGCCUGCAGCCUGAGCUGCGCCCCACACCUCGGUGCGUGCCACAGUUUCCUGGGGACGAACAGUUCAGUCUGCUGUGCCUGGUGUUGGACGUGGAGGACCCGGCUGGAAGAGACUGGCGCAGCGUGGCGGAGACGCUGGACCUGCCGUAUGAGUUCAUACAGUGGAUGAAGCAGCGGGGAGACCCCACCAGGCGGAUGUUGGACUUUCUGGUGGCACAACAUGGGGGAGACUCAUUACGUGUGCUGAGGGAUGCACUUGCGGCGAUCGGUCACGAGAGGGCGCAGCAGAUGGUUGAAGCAAUAAUGAUGGGAACCUCUCACCACGGGCCUGCGGGGCGGUGCAGUGCGGAACAGCAGCAGUGGUCGUCUGAUGGACAACCGUUUGCCGGGAUGUGGAACAACGACGACAGGGGACUAUACAGUAACCACAACACGAAACCGAAACAGCUUAGCAGUUCUACAGCCUUUUUCUCACGGUCAAACGAUUGCAGUGGAACCCUAGCUGCUCAGACACAUCAGACAUUUUCAGUUAACUCCACAUCGUGCGGCAGUACAACAGUGGAGAAAGUGUGCGGAGACAGGUCACUGGGAGAUGGACAAGAAGCGGACGCCUCCAUGACUUCUACUCCUACCCUCUCCCCCGAAAACUCACCACACCCGACAGAAGAAAGCAACAACUCUAUAACUGUGCCUAAGACUUUGAGAACCCAGGAGAGUGGGUAUCACAGUGACGACAGGAGCCCUGGAGGUGAAACCAACUUAGCAUUUACGAUGGAGGACGAGACAGGGUGCAGUGAGAGAAUGGAACCAAGACAGGAGGCAUCAGUGAAGACGAGGCAGGAGGCAGAAGUAGUCGAGACGAGACAGGAGACAGAUGACGUGAAGACGAGGCAGGAGGCUGGUUCCACGCCGCACGCCGGCGAGUCAACCACUGAAGAGAACAGCAGCAAAGUAAAGACGACUGACCAGGAUGUCGAGGAAAAUUCUUCUCCCCCUGAGAAAAACACAACCCCCUGGCCGCUGCUGAUGAACCUGAAGAACAAAAUGUCAAUCCGAUCCAAAAGUCUGCCCGACCUGCUAUGGGGACAGAACAAAACUGAUGCCGCAAAACAGGCUAACAAGAACAUCUCCGAAGAACGCCUGUCACAAACAAUGUGAACAGUUGUUGGUUGUGUCCCGGUUCGGACUAUGAUCAGUUUGACCAACUUUCUAGCAUUUGCAUUGUAUACGUUCGUAGUUGCCUUACAAACAGGAAUUACAGAAUUUUCAGGGGUAACGUUUAGUACACUUUGUAUAUAAGAUCAGUUGGUACGGUGAGGGCGUUUCUGAUAUAAACUUUAUAAGCUGUUGCAUCCUUGAAGUGUUUGAAAAUAGGAAAAGAAAUUUAGACGUAGGCUUGUUGAUGAACCAUUAGAAAAUUGUCCCUCAAUGUGAAGGGAGAAUAAUACAUGUAAUUUAAAUAUUUUGAUAGAAUUGUUUCGUGGUGAUGUGGAAUGAUGUAAACUUUAUGGAUAGUAUAGUGAAGGUUGUAUCAGUGACAUGGGACGCUGGCCCGCUCUGUGUACGUGACUGGAGAAUUCUUUAAUGCAUCACUUUAUUCAUUAUGUGAGACAUCUCACGGAUCUUUAUUAUCUUGUAAUAUUUCACCUACCGGAGUUCUCUGACAUUGUGAGACUACAAUACCUUUGUACAGUAACAGCGAGUUCUAGAUUGUCAUCAAUUGAUGUCACAGGCAUACAAAUAGCGUUAUGUAAAUGUAACAAUGAAGACUAUCACACAGUCGUAAUUUGUAUGUCGUGCCUUGUUGGUUCAUUGCACCAUAUCGUACUAAUAAACAGUAGUUGGUAA
Messenger RNA from Branchiostoma belcheri (Belcher's lancelet), 4727 nucleotides. RefSeq lists its product as uncharacterized. Gene Ontology annotation, molecular function: netrin receptor activity; protein binding. The record is from RefSeq and is a predicted model, not a curated record. Gene Ontology annotation, cellular component: membrane. Gene Ontology annotation, biological process: netrin-activated signaling pathway. Bases 255 to 4037 code for a protein of 1260 amino acids. NCBI's taxonomy places the organism in Eukaryota, Metazoa, Chordata, Leptocardii, Amphioxiformes, Branchiostomatidae. The transcript is spliced from 7 exons.